GAAAAACAGAUCCUGGUUGUGCAGAGCAGCAGUUGUUUUGCUGGAGGAAGGGAGUGUGCAGGCUGCCUGGGCCCCUUCCUGGAGCCUCCUCUUAGCAGCUGGUCCCAGGCUUCGGGGUGCAGGGACCAGGCUGCCCCUUCCUCCAGCAAGCCCCUCUUCCCUUUGUGUCCUUGGCCCUGAAGACGGUCCUGGUUAACUCUGGCUUUUGUUGCUUUCUGGUUCCAAAUUAAGAGAGACUCUCCUUGGCCAAGAAAGAGCACUUUGAAGGAGGGAGGAUGCAGGAGCUGUGUCUGCUGUGCUGGGCGGUCCUCCUGAGCCUGGGGCAGGCCUGUCCUGAGCCCUGCGACUGUGGGGAGAAGUACGGCUUCCAGAUUGCCAACUGUGCCUACCGCGACCUGGAGGCUGUGCCGCCUGGCUUCCUAGCCAACGUGACCACAUUGAGCCUGUCAGUCAAUCGGCUGCCCAGCUUGCCAGAGGGUGCCUUCAGGGAGGUGCCCCUGCUGCAGUCUCUGUGGCUGGCACACAACGAGAUUCGCACAGUGGCUGCUGGCGCUCUGACUUCACUGGGCCAUCUCAAGAGCCUGGACCUUAGCCACAACUUCAUCUCUGACUUUGCCUGGAGCAACCUGCACAACCUCAGUGCCCUCCAGUUACUCAAGAUGGACAGCAAUGAGCUAACCUUCAUUCCCCGAGAUGCCUUCCACAGUCUUCAUGCCCUACACUCACUGCAGCUCAAUCACAACUGCUUGCACACACUGGCUGAGGGCACCUUUGCACCACUCACCGUGCUGUCCCACCUGCAGAUCAAUAACAACCCUUUCCAGUGUACCUGUGGCAUCAUGUGGUUCAAGACAUGGGCCCUGACCACAGCUGCUUCCAUCCCAGAGCAGGACAACAUCACCUGCACUUCACCUGAUGUGCUGAAGGGCACACCGCUGACCCGCCUGCUGCCACUGCCUUGUUCAGCACCCUUGGCGCAACUUACCUACCAGCCCAGCCAGGAUGGUGCCGAGCUGCAGCCUGGCUUCAUGCUGGCACUCCAUUGUGAUGUGGAGGGGCAGCCAGCCCCGCAGCUCCACUGGCACAUCCAGAUGCCUGGCGGCACGGUGGAGAUCACCAGCCCCAACGUGGGUGCUGAUGGACAUGCCCUGGCAGCCAGCAGCCAGCCACGCUUCCAGGCCUUUGCUAACGGCAGCCUGUUCAUCCCUGGCUUUGGCAAGCCGGAGGAAGGCACCUACAGCUGCGUGGCCACCAAUGAGCUGGGCAGUGCAAAAAGCUCAGUGAACUUGGCACUAGCUGCUCCAGGCGAGAGGGACAAAGAUGUGCUGGGGCGCAAGUUCAAUGGCAAAAGUGCCGAGGGUAAGGGAUGCUAUACGGUCGACAACGAGGUACAGCCAUCAGAUCCUGAGGACAAUGUGGUCAUCAUUUACCUCAGCCGCAAUGGAGGCCUGGAGGCUGCAGAAGUAAGGGGUGGGGUCUCUGGGCAGCAGCCCCCAGGCCUGCUUCUGCUGGGCCAGAGCCUCCUUCUCCUCCUCUUCACUUUCUUCUAGCUCUGCCCCACCACCCACCACCCAACUGAGCUGCCCCAGCCCCAGGGCCUCCUUGACUCCUCCCCCUGACUCAGGGGAUGUCCAUGCAGAAGUCUGGGGUUGGCAACUCCCAAGACCUGCUUGAGGAUAUCACAUCUUCCUACCUCCCCUUCUCAUCUCUUCUGGGGCACUCACCACAUCCACUUCUAGACUUGCUCAGUGCUGGUGACUAGGUCAGAAUUUGAUCCCAUAACUCAUGGGCCUUCAGUAUACCUUGCUGCUAACAACAUAGCCCAUGACCCCCUAGCAUGCUAACAGGGCACCACCCUAAACAACGGGGGAAAGCCUCACCGGUGGAAUCCAGGGACUGGGUCUGACCAGCUGGUGAAAGCUGGGGGCUUAGGCCUUAGCAGGGAAAUAGCCUGAAGCAGACAGGGCACAGGAGAAAGGAAUGGGAUAGAGGGAUAGAGGCUGGUGUGGCUUUGAGACUCGCAGUGACCUGCUUGAGCUCCUGCUGCCCUGGCUCGUUCCCUAAUAACUUGGGGGCUCCAAAUUCUCUACCCCAGUCUCAGACAGGACAGGAGGAUCGCGGGGCCUUCCUCUUCUCACCCUUCCUCCUUUAGCCUCUGUCCUGCCAUCCUGAACACCUGCCCUGCCUUUCUCUCCAAGUGUGCAUCUGUAGCCUACCCCUCCGAGGAGGCCAGCCAGCCUGGAGACAGCGGAGGAAUAAAUAGCAUUUCUGACGCUCCCCUGUGUCUGCCUGGAGUUUCAUCUGAUUUAGAAGCCUCUGUCAGGGGUAGGACAGGGGCUGGAGAGUCAGGAUGGCCAGCUGGCCUGUCUACAUGGGACAGGCCUGUGAAACACACAUUGAUUAUGUGGCAGGCAGUAGCAUGGGUGGCCCAGUGGAGGUUGAGCCCCCAGCUGAGCUGAGUUGCAGAUGUCCUUCCCCCCAAAUUAGCCCACGAGGCAAAUGGUGGCACUAGCUACUGAGACUUCCCUGGGACCUUGAGUGGUGCUGUAUGCAGUAAGUGUGUGAGGAGGCAUGGUAGAGAUGGGGAAAGAGCCUGGAUUGUGGUCCUCUUGCUGUUCCACUCCAUGUUAGAGAUGUCAGGGAGUGUAGGUGGAAGGAGGACAGGUUAGGCAAGAUGGAGAAGUGAGAGAAGGGAGAGGAUAUAAGACAUAGAGGAGAGGAGGAUGGAAGGAAGAAAAAGGAGCUAGGAGUCUGAGGAGAACAAAGUUGAGGGAGAAGCCAAAGGAAAUGGAUGUCCUUCCUCCCACCUUUUCAGGAAGAGGAAAUGGCAUUUCUGGAGGAAAGUCCUUUCAUAGGAGUCUUUUCCCACAGAACAGAUGGACCAGUAACUGACUUGGAAGGGAAGGGGGCAGAUAGGAUGAGGGCGUGGCAGCAGCCUGCAGAUCUCUUAGGAUGGGGAGCAGGUAGAUGGGGUCAGGACCUGGGGAUUGUAAGAACGACCUAUCUGUGCUGGGUCAUAUAUAUCUCCCUUCUGCUUCCAUCCCCGUCCCUUUCCAAAUCUAAGGGUGUCACACAUAGGACAAGACCCCGUGGGAGAGGCUCUGCCACCUCUGCCCAGAGCUCUCAGGACUGCUGAGCACAGCAAAGUAGAGGCAGAGAGACCAAGGAGCCUGAGGUAGCAGCUAUGAGCCUUGGAGGCUGGCCAGCCUCCCUCUCCCCUCCUGCUGGUCUACAUUUGGCACUUCUCCACCCCCUCUUCAGCUUGCAGCUCCCACUGAACAGAUGACACCAGCAGCACAUGUCAAGGACUGUGUAUCUGGUUGAAAAAACAGCAAGAGCCCCUGUGCUGUGCCACCUUAAAUAAGUCACUACCCAUCUCUGUACUUUGUUUCCUUGGGG
This is a messenger RNA of Pipistrellus kuhlii (Kuhl's pipistrelle), 3399 nucleotides long. RefSeq names its product immunoglobulin superfamily containing leucine rich repeat (gene ISLR). The coding region runs from base 276 to 1550 and encodes 424 amino acids. Gene Ontology annotation, molecular function: protein binding. NCBI's taxonomy places the organism in Eukaryota, Metazoa, Chordata, Mammalia, Chiroptera, Vespertilionidae. The transcript has 2 exons. The record is from RefSeq and is a predicted model, not a curated record.